GACCCCAACUUAACCGAAACCCAACCCGGACUUCCCCGUUACCGCUCAAAUAUUGCCAACUUUGGAUUUUCCCUCCCCCGCUAACCAAUCGGAUCGCUGUUACUAGGCAGACUUGAGAGGCUGCCGAAACAAGCGAGGCGCUCUGUCUCCGGGAGGCGGCAGGGACCAAUAGCAGAAGGGGCCGGCUGGUGUAUCUGGGCAGAUUGGGGCGGAACCAACCAAUCAAAAAAAAAAAAAAAGGCUCAAGCAACGAGUGGAGCCGGGACCGUGAAGCCGACCUAGAGUCGAGGUGGCUCCGAGUUCUGGUGCCAGGAUGGCAGAAGAUGAACCCGAAGCCAAGAGCCCAAAGACAGGUGGAGCAGCUCCAGGCAGUGGGGAUGCUGGGGAACCUACCACUCUCCUACAGAAACUCCGAGGGUCUAUCUCCAAGGCGGUACAGAACAAAGUAGAGGGGAUCCUGCAAGAUGUGCAGAGGUUCUCGGACAAUGACAAGCUGUACCUUUACCUUCAGCUCCCCUCAGGCCCCAGUGGCGGAGAUAAAAGCAACCUGGAGCCAAGUGCGCUGAGCCAUGACGAGUAUAUGUAUGCCUACAGAUGGAUUCGAAACCACCUAGAAGAGCACACAGCCACCUGCCUGCCCAAGCAGGAUGUCUAUGAUGCUUAUAGGAGGUACUGUGAGAGCUUAGCCUGCUGCCGGCCACUCAGCACCGCCAACUUUGGCAAAACCAUCCGGGAAAUCUUCCCUGACAUCAAGGCCCGGAGGCUGGGAGGCCGGGGCCAAUCCAAAUACUGCUACAGUGGUAUCCGAAGAAAGACACUGGUAUCUAUGCCACCCUUGCCUGGACUUGACCUCAAGGGCUCAGAGAGUCCAGAGUCGGGCCCAGAAGUGGGCCCAGGUCCUCGGGAUGAACUAGUGGAAGCAGCCUGUGCCCUGACCUGUGACUGGGCCGAGCGUAUAUUAAAACGCUCCUUCAGUUCUAUCGUCGAGGUGGCCCGAUUCCUGCUGCAGCAACAUCUCAUCUCUGCGCGAUCUGCUCAUGCACAUCUACUCAUGGCUAUGGUGCUCAAUGAUGAACCUGAUCGGCUUCCCCGGGAUCCCUCAUCUGCUACCAAGAAUGGUCUGGAGAACCCAGAUGGGAGAGCCUCUAAAGGUCAGCCCCAGCCCCCCAAGGAGUUGGAGCCCCGAACUGGGUCUGCCCCCCCUGUUCGCGGAGAGCGAAAGAAAACUGCAGAAACCUCAACCCCAGCAGCCAGCAGUCCCCAAGUGAAUGCACUGGUUGCCCGACUGCCUGUGCUCCUCCCCCGAGUACCCCACCCACAACUUCCUCGGCCUCUCCGAGUCUCCCCACCAGUCCUAGCCCCCAAACUUCCCUCAGGUACCCUCAAAGUCACUACACUGCCUUUGCCCAGUGGGGCUGGGGUAUCCCGGGGGGCUCUGCCCGUCAUGAUCUUGCCCACCGUAUCUGCUGUGCCUAUACCUGGGCGACUGGCACCUGAAGCUCCUCCCCAGUCGCAGGGCCUUGAGAAAAACAGGGAGGUAGGCCCACGGGGCAAGGGAGUGAAGAGGACAGCUGAAGUGCCUGUGAGUGAGAGCAGAGGACAAGAGCUAGCAGCCAAAGUAGUGAGCCAGGAUACAGAAGAAAUAGGGAUCGAUGCUAAGCGUAAAAGAGGGCGUCCUCCUCGAAAGAAAUCAAACGGUGAGGGGGAACACAGCUCCUCCCCUGAGAAGCUACUGCCUGCUGCAGACCCGGCCCCUUCCCCCAGGGUACCGCAGGAGUCUUGGGGCUUUGGAGGGAACAGUGAUCUAGCCAGAGGGUCAGUGGGAAAGGGGGAGGAGGGAAAAGUGCCUUCUUUUGGCCAGGAAGAUGGCACUGAUUUCAAGGGAGGAAGGGGACCUGGUGCCCAACAUGCCAAAGAAACAGGGAACAAAACUCCUGUCACUUCUAAAGUGAGUGUCAUCAAGGGCAACAAACGCUGGGAGGCAGCCACCCAGUCCAUGAGGAAAGAGGCAACAGAAACCACAGGGCAAGAUAGUAAAGAUCCCAAAGGGAAUGUGUCCCAAGGCUCCCUAUUCUUUGGACGUAAAGAUCCUAAAGCAGCACCCCCUUAAUAGGUACACGGUGGGGUGGGGGGAGUUUGAAUAUCCCUACAUGCACCUAAUCUGUCCAUCUAAGAAGGGUCCCUUUUCUCUGAUCCUGCUUGCUAUAUUGGCUGUGCCCUUCCCAAGGGAGAACUGUCCUAGUCCUUCCCCUUGUGGAUUCCUGUGUUCCAGUCUGACCAUGUCUUGUCCCUUCCUCCCUUUGCCUUUCCCAGCCUAGUUCUCUUGGCUUCAAUGCUACCUACCAAUAAACCAGACAUGCCCUCCUACCGUCAUCUCUGUGCCUUUCUUUCAGGAAGUCAAGGACCACAUAGGAGCUGAAUUGUUUUGUCAGUUUACAGGUUGAACAGUCAAGCCCUAAUAGAACAAAAGCAUUUUAAAGCUGAAAAGAGCCUUAAAAAGCAGUGCAAAUAAGGAAAGGCCUAUGGGGUUAAAAGAUUUGUUCAAAUAUAUCAUGUAUUUGUCUAAGCAUAUUUUCCCUAAGUCUGUUGCUGUUGUUCACUCAUGUCCUCCUCUCUGUGACCCCAUCUGGCAAUGAGAUUGGAGUGGUUGCCAUUUUCUUCUUGGAGACAAGCAGGGUUAAGUGACUUGCCCAGGAUCACACAGCUAGUAAGCAUCUGAGACCAGAUUUGAAGAUGAGCCUUCCUAAUUCAGAGCCCCAGUUCUUUUAUCUAUCUUCCUCUUUUUCUGGUCAACCUUACUAAUCUAGCCUAUUCCUCUCUGGACAUUAAAAUUGCUUUGACAUGUAAU
This is a messenger RNA of Dromiciops gliroides (monito del monte), 2848 nucleotides long. RefSeq names its product regulatory factor X5 (gene RFX5). The record is from RefSeq and is a predicted model, not a curated record. Gene Ontology annotation, molecular function: RNA polymerase II cis-regulatory region sequence-specific DNA binding; DNA-binding transcription factor activity, RNA polymerase II-specific. NCBI's taxonomy places the organism in Eukaryota, Metazoa, Chordata, Mammalia, Microbiotheria, Microbiotheriidae. The coding region runs from base 314 to 2110 and encodes 598 amino acids. The transcript is spliced from 10 exons. Gene Ontology annotation, biological process: regulation of transcription by RNA polymerase II.